AUGCUCUGGCUGCGCACUGACACAGGGGUUUCUCCUUCCGUGCAGGCGCUGACUGACCAGCAGCAGUUUGGCAAGGCUGAUGAAAUGUACGAUAAAUGCAUCGACCUUGAGCCAGACAACGCCACUACGUAUGUUCAUAAAGGUUUACUGCAGCUCCAGUGGAAGCAGGAUUUAGACAAAGGGUUAGAGCUCAUAAGCAAGGCCAUUGAAAUCGAUAACAAAUGUGAUUUCGCAUACGAAACCAUGGGAACGAUUGAAGUGCAAAGAGGUAAUCUGGACAAAGCCAUUGAAAUGUUCAACAAAGCUAUCAACCUGGCCAAAUCUGAAAUGGAGAUGGCCCACCUCUACUCCCUCUGCGAUGCUGCCUAUGCCCAGACAGAAGUGGCAAAGAAGUACGGAUUGAAACCGCCAACGCUGUAAAGGAGCGAGGAGGAAAUGACCUUCCAAAGUGAAGUUGCCCACUUCAGCCAGCCCUAAAGACGCUGUUGCGGACCAUGUUGAAUGGUGGAACUUAGUUUUUUCCCGUUCGUGGUGUUGUCUUUGCUACAUCUGUUCAAUGUUUAGGUGUUGUGGGAGUGGUUGUUCCAGGAAGUCCGCGGUGUCGCACCUUGUUCCUUCCGCAGCGAGAACCUCAGAGCGCGUCAAGGGUAAUACAGCUGCAGGGGAACAGAAGGGAGAUACUUCGGUCGUGCAAAUAAAAACUUCACGCUG
Molecule: messenger RNA, 711 nt
Organism: Eurypyga helias (sunbittern)
Lineage: Eukaryota; Metazoa; Chordata; Aves; Eurypygiformes; Eurypygidae
Product: mitochondrial import receptor subunit TOM70-like
Exons: 3
Coding region: 1-420 (139 amino acids)
Molecular function (GO): protein binding
Source: RefSeq, a predicted model, not a curated record